Lachancea sp. 'fantastica' is the source of this 246-nucleotide messenger RNA. The record is from the annotation of a GenBank genome assembly. NCBI's taxonomy places the organism in Eukaryota, Fungi, Ascomycota, Saccharomycetes, Saccharomycetales, Saccharomycetaceae.
AUGUCAAUUGCCGAGAUUCUCCCGCUUGAAAUCAUCGACAAAACCGUGGGUCAACCCGUAUGGGUCAUGCUAACAUCGCACCGCGAGUUUGCAGGCACUUUGGUGGGCUACGACGACUUUGUUAACGUAGUUUUAGAAGAUGUGAUCGAAUACAACCACGAUCAAGAGAUAAAAAGACAUGCAGGAAAAAUGCUGCUAAGUGGGAAUACGAUAUCGAUGCUGGUACCGGGCGGGAAACGUUUGUAA